This is a messenger RNA of Drosophila hydei, 4056 nucleotides long. RefSeq lists its product as uncharacterized. The transcript is spliced from 3 exons. Lineage: Eukaryota; Metazoa; Arthropoda; Insecta; Diptera; Drosophilidae. The coding region runs from base 373 to 3954 and encodes 1193 amino acids. The record is from RefSeq and is a predicted model, not a curated record.
ACUUUGCCCCAUGAAUCCUUAUCUUGUCGUUUCUAUUUUUUGUAUACUUAGCCUAUAUCAAGUUGGAAAAACCAACAACUUCUGUCCAAUAACCAAAAUCUGCAACAGUGAAAUAGGUCGGCGAAUUAGGGGCUUCCUGGAAGGUACGCGCUGCUAAUGAAACGCCGUAAAACCCGAGCGACAGCUGUGGCAUGAUUAGAGGACCUGACCUGAUGUUGGCCGGAUUAGCGGGUGUAAUAAAAAAUUUGCAUAGUUGCGUUUACCUGUGGCGUUUAAAAGGCGUCGCCGUAACGCUACCGCUCACAGUUACAAACUGCAACGUCUAACGUGAACAACGCAAAAGCCACAAAUAAAUAUAACAAAAUUAAAAGUAUGGUGCUAAGUAAUUCGACGCCCAACAAUAAUCGCAAGCAAAACGAGAUGGUUGUGGACACAGCAGCCAUGAAUAGCGCCGAUCUGAACGAGCUGCUGCAGCUGAAUGCAGAGAUUGAGGAGCGACGGUCACGGCACGCGUACUGCGAUGUCAGCGAUGCGCACGGACUGCUGCGUGCCACAAUGACCCGAGAGGAGCUCUUCGAGGUUUCCUCCUUGGAUGAUGAUCGCUUUCUAACAGCAUUGGAGCACCAAAACUCUUAUACGACCCCGUCACGUGUACAGAUCACCGACUUGGACUUGUCCAGCAUUGAGAACCUCAUGAAGUAUUUCGACGAAGAGGUACCCGUUACGCCUAGCAAAGAUGUGCAUGCAUCGACAACCCAUUCCACUGGCAAGGUGGCCAGCACCAUUGCCAAAUUAGCUAACCAGCCCGUGGCACAGCCCAAACAACAGAAAGUGGACAGUGGAAAGAAAAAGAUUAGUGAGUUAAAACAGAAAUACGAACAGCCACAGCUGGGAACACCACAGUCGGUACGUGGCGCUAACAAGACCAGCGGCAAGCUGCCCAUGAAAGUCAAGGAGAUGGCACAAUUAUUCAACUCGAAGAUCAAUCAGGUAAUGCGCCGAGCUGAGCCGCCACAAUACGCCGCGCUACACAAUGAGCUAUCCUUGUCACCGGAGCCCAAGCCACAGCCUAGGCAGAAACAGGCUCGACUACAACAACAACAGCAGCAGCUUGAAGAGGAGGAGUCCACAAAUCAUGGACCCUGCCUGGUAGCCGAGGAUGUGUUUCGUGAGCUGAGCGUCAAGGAUAAGGUGUUGCUCUUCAAUAAAUUUGUUAGCGACAUUGCCGCUAAGCAUCCCAAAUUCAAUGAGCAUGCGGCUGAUCUUAAAGCUCAGGCCAAAAAGCAAAUAGCACGCGGCGAGGUCGUGGCCGAGCAGCAGGCCAGCGUCAAGCAUUUGGCACAGGAACUCGAGGCCAAGUGCGUGCUGCAGUCCACUCCCCCACGGCCGGCACCGACACUGGUCACGUCGCUCAAGUCGCCAUCGCCAUCGCUGCAUGUGAGCACACUGACAGUGGUGCUAAAGCCCAGCCCGGAGCGACAUGUGAUUGCCAUGCCAGGUGGGCGUGGCCUGCAGUGCACCUCGCAGAAGCGCAAUUCGGCUGCCAUCCGCAGCGUACUGCCCACUGAGGCGUAUGCGCCGCCCAAGAAGAUACGACGCACACGCCAGGAGCGCUCCGGCACUGAAAAUCAUUUGUUUUUUCAAAACGAGCCUCUCGAGAGUCUUUUCUACACCUGGCUAAGUGCCGAGAAUGGCGUGUUGUUCGACAUAACCAGCGUGUCGAACAGCGAUCAAACCAUUGAAAUUGCCAGCAGCGAUGAGCAACCAGCUCAAAACACAGCCAGUUCGAUGGGCGACAUUAGCCAGAAGUCGGCCGUUGAGCGCUUGCUCGAGGAGGCCAUUGCCAAGCUGGAGCUGGAGAGCAAAACUAAAGAAGCCAGCUAUGUGGAAGAUAAAGAUGUGGACACAGCAACAACGCCGAUAUCAGCGGGCACGCACCUUGCUCCUGUCACGCCCACGCCGCGUAAAAUGAAACGUCAAGCACCGCCGGUGCCGGCGCCUCGUCCAAGUCUGGCCCAGACGCAAUCCACUUGCAUUACUUCGAGCAGCUCCUCCAGUUGCAAGCAUUCUGAAGCUGAGGAAAGUGAAUCCGGCUUAUCAACACUACCAAAGAUAACCACUGAUGAAUCUCAGCCAGAAAUGCCAACAACGCCCAACGAGGCAGGCGACUUCGAUUUUGCCAAGCCCGUGCGACCGCCGCGCAAGAAGAAAAUGCGUCGUACGCUCACCUGGAAGAAGGAGAAUUCAAUUGUGGAGGCCACGGCCAAUGCUGUAACCAGCACCGACUCAGAUUCCGACUACAAGCCAGCAGCAUUGCAGGCCAAGAAGAAGCCACCAAGUGCGUUAACGGCAGCUGCUCCGCCGCCGCAGUCGAUGCCAUUGCCGGAGCAAAGUUACAUUGAGCUGGACAAGUCGCUGAUGCGCCAGGUCAACUCGCCGCGAAAGAUCAAGUCUGCGUAUACGUUGACGGUGAUGUCCUCGCCCUCUCCCAACGCGGACAGUGAUCAGUCGCCGUCGCAGACGCCGCGUCAAUCGUUGGAUCAACAGCUGCGCGACAGUUUCAUAGAUCAGGGCUUCGAGACGUGCUCCAAUGAUGCCAUGGACAACAGUCCGUUGCGUCGCUCUUCGGUGGGAGUGGCCCAUGCAAAGCCCUCGGGCUUCUCCACGCCUGUAAAGGGCCGUAGCUGUGCAGGCGCUGCGCAGCAGCAGCUCUUCAGUCCGAUUGGUGUGAGUGGACAGCAACUAGACAAGCCGCGUCGCAGCUCCUUAGCCAUGCAAGUGAUACGAGAGGAUCAUCCAUUGGAUUUGGCUGCCACAUCCGAUACGCCAACAACACCGACAUGCAGUGAGCGCGACUUCUUUGCCAAUGCACCCACUGUGGAAAUGAGCUCCUCUCAGCUUGAGGACCAGCCGGCAAGCAAGCCACAGUCCAAGUUUUGGAUCAGUGCCGGGGACUUUAACGUUGGACUGGAAAUAGCACACAAUACGCCGGAUCGACUGCGUUUACUUUACGACAUCUUUACGCAAAAAAGCUGGGAAACACGUGAGCUGACCUUUGGCAUUGAUGGGCACAAAUUCUGCAGAUCAACUGCUGGCGACCAGGACGCCAAGGCCAAUGAGCUGCCAGAGCGACCGGCGAGCGUUAAGGGCUCCUCGCAUUACUGGUUUGCUAGCGGUGAUUUGGCUGUGCCGUUCAGUGGCAAAUACAUGCCCGGCGAGAAGAUUGAGCGUCUGUUUCAGUUUCUUGACGCGGAGCUGAGCACUGGCCCCGAGUUGGAGCUACGCUUCGGCGUCGAUCACUUUGAGUUUAGCAGCGUGCCGGAGUUCUGGCUCACAUCGCCGAAGUUCUCCAUCGAGAGUAGCUACAGCAUGCUGGUGGGUCUGCAGACGGGCAGCAGCAACGGCUUGGAGGGGCGCAGCAAAUAUGCCUGGCCCAAUAACCAAUAUAACAGCUCCAGCAAUGCCAUCAAGACCAGCGAUCUGGACCAAACUGAGUUCGAGUCGGACAGCUUUAGCAACAAUAGCGGCCGUCUCUCCUUCUCGCCAGAACUAUUUAGCCAGGAAUAUGAGGCGGUGCCAUUGGAUGAGCUCUUCGAUAAAACAUUGCCCGUUGUCCGCUCGAAGUCCUUGAGCAUGCCCCAAAUGCUACGCACUCUGCAGGAGCAGCAAAACAAGCUGAAAAGUGUGGAGCAGCGCAUACGAAACUAUCAGCUGCCACCACAACUAAACGAAGCCUCGUUCAAGCAGUGCCGCAGCAAGCCGGAGUAUGCCCAGAAGCUGCGCACCAUUGAAAAUCUGGCACGCAGCAAUGGCUUCAGCGCCUGCUCCAUGGAGGAGCUGGAGAGCUUUAUGCAGUUUCUUUUCGAAUAUGCGGACACAUGUCUGGGCAGCUGCAAUGAGCACAUCGAGAAGAUCAUCGACACGCUGAUGCAGCAACGCGCCGUUGAGGUUUAAUCCUAAGUACUUCGUCAAAGUAAUGUAUUAGUAAUCAUAAGUAUAUUUAAGCACAUAUAUAGGCACAUAUAUAGGCACGUAUAUAGGCACUAACAUAUAAUG